Molecule: messenger RNA, 1146 nt
Organism: Funneliformis caledonium
Lineage: Eukaryota; Fungi; Glomeromycota; Glomeromycetes; Glomerales; Glomeraceae
Source: the annotation of a GenBank genome assembly
AUGCGUAGUCGAAAACCCUUUAGAAUCGCUUUAACUUCUAGAAGACGUUCAAGGUCUCGUAAGCAUAAUGAUCAUCAAAGUUAUCAUGAAAGUAACAAAAGAAGCACUAGUUACGAACGUUAUAGCAGAAGUUUUAGAGACGUACCCGUAAACAAUAGAGAAAGAAGCAAUAGAAACGAAAGAAAUUCAAGUAAAAGUUUGAGUGAUAGUAUUGACAUAACUCUGGCAACAAAAACUCCCGAAAGAAGCAACAGAAAUGUAAGAAGUAUCGAAAGAAGUUCAAGUAAAAGUUUGAGUGAUAGUAUUGACAUAAAUCCGGCAACAAAAACUCUCGAAAGUAGCAACAGAAAUGUAAGAAGUAUCGAAAGAAAUUCAGGUAAAAGUUCAAGUGAUAGUAUUAACAUAACUUCGGCAACAAAAACUCCCGAAAGAAGCAACAGAAAUGUAAGAAGUAUCAAAAGAAGUUCAGGUAAGAAUCUGAAUGAGAGUAUUAACAUAAGUAUGACAGCAAAAACUCUCAAAAGAGAUAACAGAAAUGUAAGAAGUAUCAAAAGAAGUUCAAGUAAAAGUUCGAGUGAUAGUAUUGACAUAAAUCUGGCAAUAAAAACUCCCAAAAGAAGCAACAGAAAUGUAAGAAGUAUCAAAAGAAGUUCAGGAAAAAGUUCGAGUGAUAGUAUUGACAUAACUCCGGCAAAAAAAACUUCCAAAAGAAGCAACAGAAUUGUAAGAAGUAUCGAAAGAAGUUCAGGUAAGAAUCUGAAUGAGAGUAUUAAUAUAACUAUGAUAGCAAAAACUCUCGAAAGAGAUAACAGUAACGUAAGAAGUAUCGAAAGAAGUCCUAAUAAGAGUACUAGACAAGAUUUAGAAAGAAAUGUGAUUAGUUCAAUCCAAUCGACAUUAAAUUACUUGAUUGAAGAAGUCCAAGAUCUAAAAAGGCAACGAUCGGAAGUUCGAAAAUAUUCUCUAGAAUCAUGUAGAGAGCACUCUCUGGAAUCAUAUGAAGAAUACUCUCCAGAACCACAUGGAAGAUAUCUAAAAUUACGUAAAGUGCUCAAGGAUAUGACUGAUGAACAAUAUAAGUCUUUUAGGAUGAAGUUGUUCAAAUCCUCUUUGGUCUUGACAACUCAUUGUUACUCGACUAUAUGA